Molecule: messenger RNA, 4733 nt
Organism: Otolemur garnettii (small-eared galago)
Lineage: Eukaryota; Metazoa; Chordata; Mammalia; Primates; Galagidae
Gene: TGFBR2
Product: transforming growth factor beta receptor 2
Exons: 8
Coding region: 507-2285 (592 amino acids)
Biological process (GO): transforming growth factor beta receptor signaling pathway; cellular response to growth factor stimulus; protein phosphorylation
Cellular component (GO): signaling receptor complex; plasma membrane
Molecular function (GO): activin receptor activity; metal ion binding; activin binding
Source: RefSeq, a predicted model, not a curated record
GCGAGGAACUCCAGAGGGGUGUGGGAGAGCGGUGAGGAGCAGCUGAAAGUUUGCCAAAGCGCUCCGAGGGGCUGGUCUAGGGGACGUGAUUGGCAGCUACAAGAGAGCUGGGGCUGGAAGCCGAGGAGAAGGCUAAGGCUUUCGGGCGGAGAGAGGUCCUGCCCAGCUGUUGGCGAGGAGUUUCCUGUUUCCCCCCGCAGCGCCCGGUUGAAGUUGAGUGAGUCACUCGCGCGCACCGACCGACGACACCCCCGCGCGCGCACUCGCUCGGGGCAGGAGCCGGCCUCCUGCGCAGCUCCCCUCGGCCGCCGGGGGCCUCGCCGCGCCUCGCUGGCCUCCAGGACCCUUCCUAGCUGGCUAGCGGGCGCCACAUCUGGCCCGCACAUCUGCCCGGCCGACCGGGCGCGGGGUCCGGAGAGGGCGCGGCUCCGAGGCGCAGCCCAGGGUCGGGGAAGGAGCGGCCGCUGCGCUCGGGGAUCGGUCUAUGACGAGCAGCGGGGUCUGCCAUGGGUCGGGGGCUGCUCAGGGGCCUGUGGCCGCUGCACAUCGUCCUGUGGACACGCAUAGCCAGCACUAUCCCACCGCACGUUCAGAAGUCGGAUGUGGAAAUGGAGGCCCAGAAAGAUGAAAUCAUCUGCCCAAGCUGUAAUAGGACUGUUCAUCCACUGAGACAUGUUAAUAAUGACAUGAUGGUCACUGACAACAAUGGCGCAGUGAAGCUUCCACAACUGUGUAAAUUCUGUGAUGUGCGAUUUUCCACCUGUGACAACCAGAAGUCCUGCCUGAGCAACUGCAGCAUCACAUCCAUCUGUGAGAAGCCACAGGAAGUCUGCGUGGCAGUAUGGAGAAAGAAUGAUGAGAACAUAACGCUAGAGACAGUUUGCCAUGACCCCAAACUCCCCUACCAUGAAUUCAUCCUGGAAGAUGCUGCUUCUACAAAGUGCAUUAUGAAGGAAAAAAAGAAGUCUGGCGAGACUUUCUUCAUGUGCUCCUGCAGUGCUGAUGAGUGCAAUGACAACAUCAUCUUCUCAGAAGACUACAACAACAGCAAUCCUGACUUGUUACAAGUCAUAUUCCAAGUGACAGGUGUGAGCCUUCUGCCACCGCUGGCAAUCGCCGUAGCUGUCAUCAUCAUCUUCUACUGCUACCGCGUUAACCGGCAGCAGAAGCUGAGUCCUUCCUGGGAAAGCACCAAGCCACAGAAACUCAUGGACUUCAGCGACAACUGUGCCAUCAUUCUGGAAGAUGACCGCUCUGACAUCAGCUCCACGUGCGCCAACAACAUCAACCACAACACGGAGCUGCUGCCCAUCGAGCUGGACACCCUGGUGGGGAAAGGUCGCUUCGCCGAGGUCUACAAAGCCAAGCUGAAGCAGAACACUUCCGAGCAGUUCGAGACGGUGGCAGUCAAGAUCUUCCCCUAUGAGGAGUACGCCUCCUGGAAGACGGAGAAGGACAUCUUCUCAGACAUCAACCUGAAGCAUGAGAACAUCCUCCAGUUCCUGACGGCUGAGGAGAGGAAGACAGAGCUGGGGAAACAGUACUGGCUGAUCACCGCCUUCCAUGCCAAGGGCAACCUACAGGAGUACCUCAUGCGGCACGUGGUCAGCUGGGAGGACCUGCGAAAGCUCGGCAGCUCCCUGGCCCGGGGCAUCGCUCACCUCCACAGUGACCACACCCCGUGCGGGCGGCCCAAGAUGCCCAUCGUGCACAGGGACCUCAAGAGCUCCAACAUCCUUGUGAAAAAUGACCUGACCUGCUGUCUCUGUGACUUUGGCCUUUCCCUGCGUCUGGACCCUACUCUGUCCGUGGAUGACCUGGCUAACAGUGGGCAGGUGGGAACUGCAAGAUACAUGGCUCCAGAAGUCCUAGAGUCCAGAAUGAAUUUGGAGAAUGUUGAGUCCUUCAAGCAGACCGAUGUGUACUCCAUGGCUCUGGUGCUCUGGGAAAUGACAUCUCGCUGUAACGCAGUGGGAGAAGUGAAAGAUUAUGAGCCUCCCUUCGGUUCCAAGGUGAGGGAGCAUCCCUGUGUGGAGAGCAUGAAGGACAAUGUGUUGAGAGACCGAGGACGACCAGAAAUUCCCAGCUUCUGGCUCAACCACCAGGGCAUCCAGAUGGUGUGCGAGACAUUGACCGAGUGCUGGGACCACGACCCCGAGGCCCGUCUCACAGCCCAGUGUGUGGCAGAACGCUUCAGCGAGCUGGAGCACCUGGACAGGCUCUCUGGGAGGAGCUGCUCGGAGGAGAAGAUUCCCGAAGACGGCUCCCUGAACACUACCAAAUAGCUCUUUUGGGGCAGGCUGGGCCAAGCCUAAAGAAGCCACCCCUCUCGCCAAAGAACACAGGGAAGCAGGAAGCCGCCCCUGAACUGAUGCUUCCUGGAAACCAAGGCGGUCACUCCCCUCCCUGCAAGCUGCGGGGAUGAACAGAAACAGCGGCAGGGAGUGGGUGACAUAAAGCAUUCUAUGCCUUUGACAUUGUCAUAGGAUAAGCUGUGUUAGCACUUCCUCAGGAAAUGAGAUUGAUUUUUACAAUAGCCAAUAACAUUUUUGCACUUUAUUAAUGCCUGUAUAUAAAUAUGGAAUAGCUAUGUUUUAUAUAUAUAUAUAUCUAUAUAUGUCUAUAUCUAUAGCCAUACUCUGAAAAGAGGCAAGGAAAAAGAUCGAAUAUUCCCAGGAAAUUGGUUUUAUUGGAGAGCUCCAGAACCAAGCAGAGAAGGAAGGGACCCGUGACAGCAUUAGCACUUGACAAUCACAUACAUGAAGGUUCUCUGACUAGAUGACGGGGAACUUUGAAUUAGGAGACAGCCCCAAUGAGUCUCAGAACCUGCUACGGCCACAUUGCACUUGCUUCUGCACAAUAAUCAUUCCCUGCACUGGGGUUCUUCUCUGGCCAUGGAGUUAAAUAUAGUGGCACUAUUUGGGAACAAGUGUUCCUGAGCUUCCUGUAUGCCAUUGUUUUCCUGGACUUUUUUACUUGAGCUCCAAGCCCCACGUCUAAUUUGUGAACCACUUUUUUUCAUCCUAGUUCAGAAACACUGCCCAUCUCUAGUAGCAUAAGGCUUCAAGCCCCAUAUUGUAUUUUUAUAGGCUGCAGAAAAAUGAGGCGGCCAAAUGUCCUCACUCAUGAAAUUGCCAUACCAUUUACUAAUGCGAGAUUUUCUUUUCUCCAUCUUCCCUCUAUGCCUAUAUUACUAUCCUUCUCUUCCAGCCUUCAUCCUUUCCUAAAAGUCAACAAACCCCUGCUCCAAAGUUCAUUGGGAUUAACUUUUUUUAACAGUUGAUGUGAGUCUCUAGCUUUUUAUGCAAAGGUUCCAUCUUUUGGUGCUCCUGAAUGCUCCUUUUUGGCCUAGUGCAAAGGAUUUGAACUACACAAUACUGCCAUAAUCCUUAGCACUCUGAACGUGUGUUUUACUCGGCCAGCAGUGUUUUAAAAAAUUAUGCCAAUUUUUUAAGAUUUGGAGAUGUUGCAGAAAAAUCUGGAUCCCCAGGUAAGGAUAGCAGAAGGUUUCCAGUUCUCUCCAGUCCGCAUAUUCACAAAACUGAAGUAUGGACACACUUAUAAAGCUGCUUAACAUUGGCCCUUUCCGCUGCUCCUCCCCCUCCCCUCCACCCUAGUCUGGGGAGUAGAACUGCCCCUGACCAAGGUCUCCGUAAGAAAUGUACAUUCAAGCAGUCAAUUCUCUGGCUACAUAGUAUGCUUUUGACUACUUGUCUGGUAUUAAGAUUUGAAGUUGGCCUUUCAUUGGACUAAAAGGGACCUCCUUUAAGGGGUCCCAGUUAACUCUGGCCUCUUUUGCUCAUAUGUUAAUAGUUUUCCCCUCUGCAGUAGGGAGGGAAGCUCUUUACUCCAAGAAGCUUUUCCCGUGAUGACCAGUCUCUUCAUCACACCACCCUUCCCAACCUUUGCAGAAACUGGGAGCGAGGACUUGAAUGGGGGACAUAGGAGUCCCAUUUGCAGUAAAGAAAUCUGUGUCCUCAUGGACCAGAACAAAGAAUGAGCUUUAAUACUUCAUAGGAAACUUGUUAGUCUACAACAAGUGUUAAUGCUGCAAGUAAUCUGUUUUAAAAAAAAAAAAAGUUUGAAGCUACUUGUUUUCAGCCCAAUAGGAAUAUUAGGGACUGGCAGUGCUCUGUUUGGAUUUUGGAAGGUCUCGUGUCAUUGAAGUUUUAGGAUCCAUAGAGAAUUUGGGGGUUAGCUGGAACCUUGAGGCCCUACUCCGUGUUGGUGGGCUGGGAGUUAAUGACUAUUUGACUGCCAUGCCAUGGAAGCACCUAGAAAUUGCUCUCACACCUUAGGGCGCACCAUGCCAUCCCAAUAGCUGUUGCUCAUUGACCUCUAGUGGUGAAUUUCUAGAAUACUGAUCCUAUAAUGGACUCUUCCAAGAUUCCAAACAGCACCAUCCCUUCUGGGUUAUCAGCAGCAUAAACUGGAAUGUAGUGUCAGACGAUACUGUGGCUUAUUUUUUUUUUUUUCUUACUAAAUAAAAAAGACCAAGGAAUAACAUUCUGUAGUUCCUAAACAUACUGACUUUUUCUCACUACUAUACUUAAAGGGAAAGUUUUAUUCUUCUAUGGAACACUUCAGCCGUACUCAUGUAAUAGGAAUGUGAAUGCUAUAUACUCUUUUUAUAUCAAAGAUCUCAAGCACUUAUUUUCAUUCUAUGCAUUGUUUGUCUUUUAUAUAAAUAAAAUGUUUAUUAGAUUCAAUAAAGCAAAAAUAUUCAGGUGAGC